This is a messenger RNA of Equus quagga, 8581 nucleotides long. RefSeq names its product armadillo repeat containing X-linked 4 (gene ARMCX4). The transcript is spliced from 6 exons. The coding region runs from base 566 to 8293 and encodes 2575 amino acids. Lineage: Eukaryota; Metazoa; Chordata; Mammalia; Perissodactyla; Equidae. The record is from RefSeq and is a predicted model, not a curated record.
GUCUGACGGACAGUAGUUCGGUGUGGCACUGUUUGUUGCGAGGCGAGGGAAGAAAGAGAGGAGAAAACUGCACAGGAUCUGUGGAGUUUUCCAGAUUCCUCCCGCCUGUCUGAUCAUCUUGGUGAAGGAAAUAAUGGACUUUUGGGAGAAGCUCUAGAAUCCUACAGUUCUUCCCAUGGGCCUACCGUAGGGCUGUUUACCAGUGGAAGCAAGGGAAAGGGGGAGACUGGCCUGGAACCAUGAAGAUCUACCUGCAGGUCUGCUGUAGGGCUUGAGAUCACUGAAAGCAAAAAAAUAAGGAAGAAAUUGCCCCUGAUCUGUAGAGACGGGUCCGCAGAUCUCAUGAGUUUAUAGAUCUACUUUAGGGUGUGUCACCAAUCAAGAGAAGGAAAGAGGAGGGAACUGCAUCCAUCAUUACAGGUCCACCUCCAGUGGCAGCCGUAGUGGCCUUUGAGUUGCUGAAGACCAACACCCUCACAGGCCUACACCCAGACCUACUACCCUCUUUCCCCAGCCUGAUUGAGCCCCCCUGUACCUUGUUCGUGCCUUCAGGAGGGGUGAUUACAUGGGUCGCAUUCAGGAAGUGGGCUGGGUGGCUGCAGGACUGGUGAUCUGGGCUGGUACCUGCUACUACAUUUACAGAUUAACCAAGGGAAGAGCCCAGAGUGUGAGGAGACUUGCCAGAAAUGGGUCCAGAGUCAAGAUGGAGACUGUGGUUGGUGUGCAGAACCAGACCUUGGCCGUGAGUGAAGCCAUGACUGAGACAGAGAUUGAGACUAGACCCAAGUCCAAGUCUGGAGCAGAAACUGGAGAAGGAGGUGGGGUUGGAGCUGAAGUAGGGACUAAAGCCACUGCUAAAGCCAGACCCAAAGCCAGAUUUCAGGCCGAGGCAAUGGCUGGGGUGGAGACAGAGACCCAAUCUGAGGCCAAAACAGUAGUCGGAACAGUGGUCAUGACAGAGCUAGUGACUCUGACUGAGGCCAAGGCCAAAGCCAAGGAAGUGGCCAUGAAAGAGGCAGUAACCCAAACUGACUCUGAGGCUGGGAGAGUAGUCAAGAAGGAGGCAGUGACCCAGACCAAAGCUAAAGCUUGGACAUUGGUUGCCAAGGCAGAGACCAAGAAAGAAGCAAUGACUCAGACCAAAGCAGAAGCUCGUAUAUUGGCUGAAAAAGAGACAGAGGUGAACAGAGUAAUGGUGACACAGGGUAAGGCCUUGGCAGUGACCAGGGAAGUGGCCAAGAUGAGUGCCAUAAACAAGACUGAAACUGUGGCUGAGACCAAGGCAAAAGCCCUGGAAGAGACUAUGAGUGUGGCCAAGACUCAGUCUGAAGCCAGGCGUGGUACCACAAUUGAUAAUAAGGGAAAUUCUAAUACCAUGUCCAGGGCAGAAGCUGGAGUGGAUGUGAGGUCCUGUGCACCGUCUCAUACUGUGGCCAAGAUUCAGGAUGAUGACAUGCCUGGUGCUGGGGUUGAGGCUAAGGGGAAUUGCAAAACUUUGUCUCAGGCAGGGUCUGGGGCAGACAUGAGGCCUUCUGCCCAACCUCAGAUUGUAGCCAAGGCCCAGGCUGAGGCCGUGUCUGGGGCAAGGGGUGAUGCUGGGAGUAAUACCAAUGCCAUGUGUAAGGCAGGGGCUGGGGCAGGUAUGAGAGCUUCUACACAACCUCAGACUGUGGCCAAGAAACAGGCUGAGGCAAUAUCUGGUGUCAAGGUGGAUGGCAGGGGAAAUACUAGUGUCACAUCUAGAGCAAUGAUUGGAGCUGACAUGAGGGCUGCUGCUGAGCUUCAAGCUGUAAGCAGUCCCCCGGCUGAGGCUAUACGUGACGCCAAGGUUAAGGGUAGAAGCAAUUCCAAUGCCAUGUGUAAAACAGGGGCCAAGGCAAACGUGAGGGCCAAUUCCCAGGCUGAGACCUUGCCUAAUGCCAGAGAUAAGAGCGGAGGCAAUCUCAAUGCCAUGUAUAAAGUGGGGGCUGGGACAGACAUUGAGUCCUAUGCACAGCCUCAGUCUGUGACCAAUGUUCAGGCCAAUGCCUUGCCUGAUGGCAAAAUUAAGGCUAACAGCAAUGCCAACACCAUGUCUAAGGAAGGGACUGGGACAGACACAAAGACACAGUCUCAGGCUUCCACCAAGAGCCAGACUGAGGCCUUACCUAGUACUAGAGGUAAGACUCGGGGCAAAGCCAAAGGCAAGUGUAAGGCAGGGGUCGGGACAGACACAAAAAUCUGUGCACAGCCUCAGGCUGGGGCCAAGACCCAAGCUGAUGCUUUGCUUGAUUCCAGGGUUGAUGGCAGGGGUGAUUCUAAUGCCAUUUCUAGGGCAGGGGCUGAGGCAGAACAGAGGGUCUGUGGUCAGCUCCCAGCUAUGGCCGAUUCCCAGGGUGAGGCCUUGCCUGGUGCCAAGAAUAAGGUCAGGGGGGGUCCCAAUGCUGUGUCCAAGGCAGAGACUGGGUCAGAUACAAUAGGCUCUACGCAGACUCAGACAGAUACAAUGGGCUCUGCUCAGCCCCAGGCUGUGGCCAGCUCCCAGGGUGAAGCUUUGCCUGGGACUAAGGACAAGAUCAGUGGCGAUCCCAGUACUAUGUUUAAGGCUGGGGCUGGGUCAGAUACAACAGGCUCUGCUCAGCUCCACACUGUGUCUAAUUCCCAAAGUGAAGCCUUGCCUGGUGCCAGGAAGAAGGUCCGAGGCAAUCUCAAUGCUGUGUCCAAGGCAGGGGCUGGAGCAGAUAAAGUGGGCUCUGCCCAGCCCCAGGCUGUGGCUAAUUUCCAGAGUGAGGCUUUGUCUGGCACUAAGAAUAAGGUCAGGGGCAAUCCCAAAGCUGUGUCUAAAGCAGGAAUUGUGCCAGAUACAGUGGGGUCUGCCCAGACUCAAACAGAUACAAUGAGCUCUGCCCAGCCCCAGGCUGUGGCCAAUUCCCAGGGUGAAGCCUUGUCUGGUGUCAAGAAUAAGGUCCGGGGUAGUCCCAAUGCUGUGUCUAACACAGAGACUGGAGCAGAUACAAUGGGCUCUGCCCAGCCCCAGACUGUAUCUAAUUCCCAAGGUGGAGCCUUGCCUGGUGCCAGGAGUAAGGUCCAGGGCAAUCCCACUGCUGUGUCCAAAGCAGAAGCUGGAGCAGAUACAAUAGGCUCUGCCCAGCCCCAAGGUGUGUCUACUUCCCAGGGUGAAGCCUUGUCUGGUGCCAGGAAGAAGGUCCGGGGCAAUCCCAAUGCUGUGUCUAAGGCAGAGACUGGAGCAGAUACAAUGGGAUCUGCCCAGCCCCAGACUGUGUCUAAUUCCCAAGGUGGAGCCUUGCCUGGUGCCAGGAAGAAGGUCCGGGGCAAUCCCAAUGCAGUGUCAAAGACAGGGCCUGGGCCAGAUACAGUGGGCUCUGCCCAGCCCCAGUCUGUGGCCAGGUCCCAGGGGGAAGCCUUGUCUAGUACUAAGAAUAAGGUCAGGGGCAAUCCUAAUGCUGUGUCUAAGGCAGGGGCUGGGCCAGAUAUAACGGGCUCUGCCCAGGCUCAAACAGACAAAACAGGUUCUGCUCAGCCCCAGGCUGUGGCCAGUUCCCAAGCUGAGGCCUUGCCUGCUGUCAAGAAUAAGGUCAAGGGUAAUCCCAAUGCUGUGUCUAAGGCAGGGGCUGGGCCAGAUACAGUGGGCUCUCUCCAGCCCCAGGCUGUGGCUAACUCCCAGGGUGAAGUCUUGUCUGUUACUAAGAAUAAGGUCCGGGGCAAUCUCAAUGCUGUGUCUAAAGCAGAGACUGGGCCAGAUACAAUGGGCUCUGCCCAGCCCCAGGCUGUGUCUGAUUCCCGAGGUGGAACCUUGUCUGGUGCCAGGAAGAAGGUUCAGGGCAAUCCUAAUGCUGUGUCUAGAGCAGAGGCUGGAGCAGAUACAGUGGGCUCUGCCCAGCCCCAGGCUGUGGCCAUUUUAAAGGGUGAGGCUUUCCUUGGUACUAAGAAAAAGGUCAGGGGCAAUGCCCAGCCUCAAGCAGAUAAAACAGUUUCUGCUCAGCCUCAGGCUGUGGCCAGUUCCCAGGAUGAGUCUUUGCCUGGUGCCAAGAAUAAGGUCAGGGGGAAUCUCAGUGCCGUGUUUAAGGCAGAGGCCAGGGCAGAUACGACAGGCUUUGCCCAGCCCCAAGCUGUGUCUGAUUCCCAAGGUGAAGCCUUGCCUGGUGCCGGGAAUAAGGUCCGGGGCAAUCCUAAUAUUGUGUCUAGGGCAGGGGCUGGGCCAGAUACAACAUGUUCUGCUCAGACUCAGACAGUAGGCACUGCUCAUUCCCAAGUUGUGGCCAGUUCUCAUGGUGAGGCCUUGCCUAGUGCCAAGAAUAGGGUCUGGGGAAAUCCCAAUGCUGUGUCCAAGGCAGAGGACGGAGCAGAUACAAUGGGUUCUGCCCAGCACCAGGCUGUGUCUACUUCCCAAGGUGAAGCCUUGUCUGGUGCUAGGAAGAAGGUCAGGGGAAAUCCCAAUGCUGUGUCUAAGGCAGGGGCUGGGCUGGCUGCAACAGACUCGGCCCCGCCCCAAGCUGUGGCCAAUUCCCAGGUUGAUGCCUUGCUUGGUGCCAGGAGUAAGGUCAGGGGCAAUCUCAAUGCUGAGUUUAAGGUAGAGGCUGGGGUAGCUAUGAUGGACUCUGGCCAGCCUCAGUCCAUGGCCCAUUCCCAGAGUAAGACCUUGCCUGGGACAGCAGACAAGGCUAUACCUAAGUCUGAGGCAGAAGCCACAGGAGAAGAUGAAGCCUAUGCAAAGCCCAAGGCUAAGGCCAUGUCCACGUCUGAAAGUGAGGGUGGGACAGACACUCAGGCCUGCAGAAAGACUCAGCCUAGGGUCCAUGACUAUUACUGGAGUGGGAUUGGUAUUGAGGAUUGGAUUGCUUCUGAGCGAUGGAUCAAAUUUAGGUUUCAGGCCAGGGAUGGAUACUGGGAGAAUAGCAUGUCCUGGGCUGAUGAUGAGAAUGAAGCCAGUAUUGAGUCCUGGGGUGGGGCUUGUGAUGAGGUCAGCAUUAAGUCCUGGCCUGGGGCUAGGGCUGAGAGUGAGGUUAGUAUUGGAUUCUGGGCUGGAGCUGGGGACCAGGCCAGUGGGGGUAUCUGGGCUGGGAAUAAGGCAAGUGAAGAGUCCUGGGCUGGGGGCAAGCCCAGUGGGGGUUCUUGGGCAGAGGUUGGGGGCAAGGCCGUUGGAGGGUCCUGGACUGGGGCUGAGAACCAGGCCAGUGGGGGGUCUUGGGCUGCUACUGGGAACCAGGCUAUUGGGGAGCCCUGGGCUGGAGGUCAGGCCAGUGAGGGUUCCUGGCCUGGGGGCCAGGCCAGUGGAGUAUCCUGGGCUGGGGAAGAGGCCAUUGGAGGGUCCUGGACUGAAACUGAGAACCAGGUCAAUGGAGCGUCCUGGACUGGGGCUGAGGAACAGGUCAGUGGAAGGUCCCAGGAUGGGGCUGGAAUUCAGGCUAAUGGAGGAUCCUGGGCUGAACUUAGGGCUGGGAAUGUGGCUAAUAUUGGAUACUGGGCUGGAGUUGUGGACCAGGCUAGUGGAGGGACCUGGAUUGGGACUGGUGAUCUGUCUGGAGGGGGAUCCAAGCCUAGAUUUGAGGAUCAGGCCAGUGAAAAUGUGUCCUGGGCUGGGGCUGGUGGGCAGGCCAGUGGAGGGUCUAGGCUGGGGCCUGAGAACCAGUCCAGUGCUGUGUCCUGGGCUGGCACUGGAAACCAGGCCAAUGAAGGAUUCUUGGUUGGAGCAAUGGACCAUGCCAGUGGGGGCUCCUGGGCUGGGACUGGUGAUCAGUCUGCUGGUGGGUCCAAGCCCAGAUUUGAGGAUCAGAUUACUGAAGAAGGGUCUUUGGCUGGGGCUGGUGGCCAGGCUGGUAGAGUGUUCAGGUCAGGGCCUGAAGAUCAGUCCACAGGAAGGUCUUGGUCUGACUCUGAGGACCAAGCCAGUGGAGGGUUCUUGGUUGGGGCUAUGGACCAGGCCAAUGGAGGGUCCUGGACUGGACCUGGGGAUCAGGCUGGUGGUGGGGCAAAGCCUAGAUUUGAGGAUCAGGCCAGUGGAAGAAGGGCUUGGGCUGACAGUAGGGACCAGGCUGGUGGAGGGUCUAGGCUGGGGCCCAGGGACCAGUCCACUGGAGAUUCCUGGGCUAGUACUAAAGACCAGGCCAGUGGAGGGUCCAGGCUGGGGCCUGAGGAUCAGUCCAGUGGAUGGUUCUGUGCUUGCAGUGGGAGUCAGGCCAAUGCAAGAGGGUCCUGGGGUGGGGCUGGUGGCCAGGCCAUUGGAGGGUCUAGUCUGGGGCCCUUGAACCAGUCCAGUGGUGGGUCCUGGGCUGACACUGGGAGUCAGGUCAGUGGAGGGUCUUGGGCUGGGGCUGGGGAGCAGACUGGUAGCUGUCUCAAACCUGGCUUUGAAGAUCAGGCCAGUGGAGGAGGGUUCUGGUCUGGUGCUGAAAAUCAGGCUGUUGGAGGGUCUAGUUCAGGGCUGACAGAUCUGUCCAGUGGUGGGUCCUGGGCUGGCACUGGGAGUCAGGCCAGUGGAAGGUCCUGGGUUGGGGCUAGGGAUCAGGCUGUUAGCUGUUCCAAAACUGGAUUUGAGAGUCAGGCUGGUGGAGGAGGCUCCCAGGCUGGCACUGGGGAUCAGACUGGUGGAAAGUCCUGGGCUGGGUCUAGGCUGAGGCCUGAGGACCAGGCAAGUGGAGGAUCCUGGGCUAGGGCUGGGGACCAGGCCAGUGGAAGGUCCCAGAUCAGUGCUCGUACAGAGGCCAAUGAAGGAUCCUGGUUUGGGGCUGAGGGUGAGGCUAGUACAGGGUCCUGGUUCUGGAGAGGGGAAGAGGUUGGUAUUGUAUCCAGGCCUGGAGUUAAAAAUGAGGCCAGUGUUGAAUCCACAUCAGGGGCUGGGGAGGAGGCCAUCAUUAGUUGCAGAUUUGGGGCUAAGGACAAGACCAAUAUUGGGUCCUGGAUAAGAUCUGAAGAGAUGACCUGUAUGGAUUCCUGUGUGGGGCCUGAGGCUGGGCCUGUGGCUGGGGCUGAGGCCAGGAAAGAGUCUUGGCUCUGGGAUGGAAAUGCAACCACUACAGGUUCUAGGCUUGGGGCUGGGGAAAGGGCUGGCAUGGGGUCCUGGACUUUGGCUGAGGAUGUAGAUGAGGAUGAGCUAAGUAGAGCAUCCAGCCCUGAUAUUGAGGAGAUCAGUUUAAGGUCUUUGUUUUGGGCUGAAAGUGAGAACAGUAAUGAGUCCAGAUCCAAGAGUGAGAAAGAUAUCAAUUUUGAGCGUAAGGCUGGCAUCAAGGAUAAGCUUGAGGCUGCUGGUGGAGUUGAUGAAAGGUCCUGGUUCCGGGAUGGUAAUGAAAACAGAAGUGAGGACAAAUCUACACCUAACACUAAAGCCAAAAAGUCAGCUGAGUCAAGAGGCACAUAUCCAUCCAUGGUCCCAGGGGCAGGAAUGGGGUCAUGGGCAGGAGCCAUGAUCUGGACGGAAAUGAAAUUUCCAUACCAAAAUGAGUCCUGCUUCCCACCUGAAGAUGAGCUCAGAAAGCAGAUCAGGUCUGGGGAGAAAACUCAGCCCUGGGCCUGCCGCUGUAAACGCGAAGCUAACAUGGAUCCAAGAGAGCUUGAAAAACUCAUUUGCAUGAUUGAGAUGACUGAAGACCCUUCUAUUCAUGAAAUAGCCAAUAAUGCUCUCUAUAACAGUCCUGAUUAUCCAUUUUCCCAUGAAGUCAUUCGUAAUGCAGGCAAAAUCUCAAUUAUUGAAAGCUUGCUCAAUAAUCCCUACCCCAGUGUUAGGCACAAGGCUUUAAAUGCACUGAAUAACAUCUCAGUGGCUGCUGAAAAUCAUAGGAAGGUUAAAACAUACUUAAAUCAAGUAUGUGAAGACACCGUCACUUAUCCCUUGAAUUCAAAUGUGCAGCUGGCAGGACUAAGAUUGAUAAAGCACCUGACUAUUAUCAGUGAGUAUCAGCAUAUGGUUACAAAUUAUAUUUCAGAAUUUCUUCGUUUGUUGACUGUGGGAAGUGGAGAAACUAAAGACCAUAUUUUGGGAAUGCUUUUGAAUUUCUCUAAAAAUCCAUCUAUGACAAAAGAUUUGCUAAUUGCUAAUGCACCAACAUCACUGAUUAAUAUCUUUAGCAAGAAAGAGACAAAAGAGAAUAUUCUUAAUGCUCUUUCUCUAUUUGAAAAUAUAAAUUACCAUUUUAAAAGAAGAGCAAAAGUAUUUACCCAGGACAAGUUCAGCAAAAAUUCCCUUUAUUUUGUAUUCCAAAGGCCUAAAGCAUGUGCCAAGAAACUUCGAGUCUUAGCGGCAGAAUACAAUGACCCUGAGGUGAAAGAAAGAGUUGAGCUAUUAUUAAGUAAACUCUGAUUAGUUUUGUAUUUCCAAAAAAUUUGAGUAAUAUUUUGGUUUUGCAGCCUGGAAGUAAUGCACAUUGUAAAUUGCAUUAUAACUUCAAAACUCAUGUUACUUAUGAUGGUCUAUAGUUGGACCAUUUUAUGAACACCAAAUGAAUUCAAACUUGUACUGAAAAUACAUGUGUUGAUUUUUACUUUGUCUGGAUUGAGAUAUUUUUAGUAUGCUUCAUGAGCAGGAACUGAACUGAUUCUUCAUAAGUAAGGUAAUCUUUGGUCCUUUGUGUGGACUUAUGUUUAUACA